This is a messenger RNA of Physella acuta, 871 nucleotides long. RefSeq lists its product as uncharacterized. Lineage: Eukaryota; Metazoa; Mollusca; Gastropoda; Physidae. The record is from RefSeq and is a predicted model, not a curated record.
UGUCACUUCAGUGUCGCCAGCUCAACAAACGAUAGACUUGACUAGACUCAGCUGUUUUGACAUGAUUUUCUCUGUGCUGUAACUAGUCUCUAGGAGGUGUACACACUUGUGUGAGACGCAGAAAAUGCCUGAACAACACGGACGGCUGAAAAAAGACGACGAAAACAAGAUCCGCGUUCAUUACGUGGAAAUUAAAAACAAUAUUGAUGGGAAAGAAUUUACAGAUGAGUUUUACAGUCAAGGUGUUUUCACUUACGAAGAUAAGGAGGAAAUUGACAGGGAAAAAACUCGCUUGGCACGAGCAGAGUUGUUCCUGGGCAAACUUUUUCACUCGGGUCCUUACGGUGCAUACCCUGCCUUCGUAAAAGUAGUAAAUAUUAAAUAUCAAGGUUUAGCUGAGAUAUUUAACGAAGAGAUACCUGCAUCGGAAUAUCCCAGUAAAUAUUAUUCAUGGUUCGAUACGGUGAAAGAUGAAAGAAGAGCUAAAAUCCCCACCGACAAGGAACUCAGCGACCUGGCCCAGUGUUUCAUCUUCAACUGGCAGAACGCCUACCUGGAUCUUGGCUUCACCAGCGGCGAGCUCGAGCAGGGCUACAUCCGGUUGAAGGAGAACGCGCAUGCGCAGAUGACUCAGCACUUGGUGACCUUGAAAAAUAAAAACUCAGCCUUUACCUUCAAGUAUCUGAUAGACAAACUGGUAAACCUGGAAAAGGGCGGUAAUACAUUCUUCGAUUGGGACACAAUCAAGGCUAUUGUCAAUGGAGAUAAUCCAGCACGUUUAGUUAGUUAAACGGAUUUUUUUCUAUUUCUAAAGAUACUUUUCUAAUAUUUGUUUCGGUUCCAUGGAAUUCAUAAAACUAAACGACACUUC